This is a messenger RNA of Nematostella vectensis (starlet sea anemone), 3741 nucleotides long. Its product is annotated as transcription factor Sp9. Lineage: Eukaryota; Metazoa; Cnidaria; Anthozoa; Actiniaria; Edwardsiidae. Gene Ontology annotation, biological process: regulation of transcription by RNA polymerase II. The transcript is spliced from 4 exons. Gene Ontology annotation, molecular function: DNA-binding transcription factor activity, RNA polymerase II-specific; RNA polymerase II cis-regulatory region sequence-specific DNA binding. The record is from RefSeq and is a predicted model, not a curated record. Bases 693 to 3128 code for a protein of 811 amino acids.
UUUGCUAUCCCUUAUUUGUUUAUUCAGUGCAUAACGUGCGUCGUUCAUCACAAAAAGCUGAUUAGUAUGCAUGCAUACACACUUCUCAAGGGACCCUGGUAGCGACGCACUUUUUCCCGCCAUUCGCCUUCUUCGCAACACGGUUUGUGCCGGGAGAGAUUUUGAUCACUACCGCUGUGGCUUUCCUCGAAGAACACUCACUGACGGAUAGAGAACCCUCGCUGCUUAAUUACAACAAGUGUAAUAUCCUGGAGAGAGCGAACGUGUCUUAACGUCGUUUCAUUGCCACUGGUUCGUUUGUUUAUUCAAUUUAAUCAGUGAGGCGGUACCAACUCCAAUAUAUGAUAAUGUGCUCCCAAACUAGCUCAAUUUGGGGGCCAGUGUUAACAGAGAAGCUACACCCAAGGGAUUUGUAGCUCACAAUCGCCAGUAAUUAUGCCUUGGAAUGCUUGUUUGCCCAGUGUGUUGUUCAUUUUGAACGCUUCGUUCGUCUCGCGAGCUUCAGAAAGUUACACCACAUUGGGAUCAGCGCUUGCGAAUAUUGGUGAGAGCCAGACGAAGAGAGCCUCUCUGUCCUUGAUUUGAGCUAGAUUUGACAGGUUAUAUAAGCUGUCGCUUGUUGGGUUAAUCAAACACAUGUGCCCUAUUGGCAUUCAGUUGUUAAAAACUGUUUGCAGAGCGACAAUAACUUCAUGGAGAGUUUUCAAUCCAAACAGCUGGCUUCAAGAAACUUGAGCUAUCAAACUCGUGUCAAUAGUCAUGACCUAAAAACGUUUGCGGCUUCGAAGUAUACGACUGAAUCAAGAGAUGGAGCGGACCCUUGCUCUUUCGACAGUAAUCACAGUUGUUCGCAACCAAAAACUGCUCUACUAAAUGGCCUUAUGGAUAACAAAAGCUUCGGAAGAGAAUGUCCGUUUGCAAAUUCGCCGUGUGAAUCUACGGCCGGAAGGGACAUUGGCGCACGCUGUAGCGAAGUAAACAACGUCAUUCAACCAUCGAACGAACUGUCUAAAGAAUUUCCACGCGUGCUAGAACAAGUAUCAACCGAAGAUUUCUUAAAUUCUAUCCCCGAUAUAACUGAGAGCCCCUCGAAGAAAAGGCGCUCUUCAUCUUCGGAAUCAAAAUCCGAUCUGUUUAUUGGGGAUUCUAACAAUUUUCUUCGACAUGCUGGUAAAAAUUGUGGGGCUUAUCAGACCCCCAAACCCCUAAAUAUCGCUAAUCGCGGACUAUCAAGUCAUAUGCAACCUACAGGGCUUAAUUCCGUGUCAUUAAGGCAGGGUUUUUGGUCGAACGGCAAUGAAUGCGAUAAGCGAUCUUGCGGUUCCAAGGAAUGUGGUAUUAAUCCGCUAAGUGAAAUGGCCACUAAUCUGACAUAUGACAAUCAAACCAAGAGCCCGGCUGACACAUUACUCAAUAAUUUGCAAAAGACUGACAGGUCAGCGUGCCAAUCAUUCUCGACAGCCGGAAGUGACUGGAGAAAGGAGCAAUUUGCCCUCAAGAAAAAUCACAAUUCUCAGGCAAACGAUUUACCUUUUAAAAACGAGGUUGAGUUUACAGUAAAGUCCGAGAAUUCUAUGAUCAAAACCAAGCAACAAUACCAACAAGAUGUUUUAUCAAGCGUGAAAGUAAGAGUUGAUAUUACACAGACUUAUAGAAAAAAUUUGAGGAAUGUGGAUGGUGCUUUAAUGGCCCCUAUGGGCACAAGAACAAAUUGUAGUCUGGAAACAAAUAUGGGGCCAGGAAAGACUGGAAUUUCCUGCAUUGUUGAUCACAAUCCAGUUAACAAUGGUACUUCUUAUGGUUACAAAAGACAGUCCGAAAAUGAUGUUUCUUUAUCAUGUAAAUUGAACAAUGGCUCAGAAAACUCAGAUAUUUUUCAGAAAACAGAUAUUUUUCCAUCAAGCCAAACAGUCCUAAGCGAUAUAAAACAGGAAAGACAUACAUUAGGAUCUAGAUUCAAUAACAACGAAUAUGUCAAAGACAGAUUUUCACUGCCUUUGAAGCAUAUGGACUUUGGAAUGAAAGAAGGCCAAAAAGUGGAAGAAUUAGAUGUCAAACAUGAUAUAAAGCAAGAGCUAUUUCUAAAUACUAUGGACUGUACCAAAGCUAAUAACAAACAACCAAUUCUUUUGGAGGCAAUAGAAGCAUGGAAAAACUCGUCCACUUUUGCCAAACAAAACAUGAGCUACAUGCAAGGCCAGGAAAUAAAACCCAUGCUAUAUCAAGGACAUGAUAUCCAUAGCAACCAGGCUUAUCAGUAUAAGAGUGAAUUUGUCAACAACACAAGUAAUUCUUGUUACUACAAUGACAGGAUUAUAGAGAAUAAGACUCAAGUUUUGAGAGCUAUUAAAAGAGAAUUGCCACCAGGGAUUUCUCAACCUGACAUCAAUUUAAAGAGGCCAUGGACAAGUUAUCAAGACCAACAAAAGCCUGCAUCAACAUUUAUGCACACCUAUCCUGGAGCACGGCCUCUGCCCAAUCUAAAUAUCCCCCAAGAGAACACAAGUAUCGACUUGACACAGCUGCCUUGCUCUCCUAUACAAAACUUGUCUGACCUUGUGGCCAAGCUGAUCCCAGACCAGGCAUCCAAGGGCAGUAUUGUGGUAACGAAAACACCUAUGCACCAAGACUAUGACUACUUAUCUGCAUAUCACGGCCUGGCUGGACGAGAGGGCAAAAGAAAGUGUCUGUGCGCCUGUCCUAACUGUGUGUCUGGGAUAAACAGUAACCCUAGUCCCACUCACCCCAAGUAUCACAACUGCCACUACCCUGGAUGCGGAAAGAUUUAUGGAAAGACUUCUCAUCUAAAGGCACACUUAAGAUGGCACCGUGGCGAGCGACCGUUUGUUUGCAAUUGGCAAACCAUUCUCGGUUCUACUUGUGGCAAGAGUUUCACCAGGUCAGAUGAGCUUCAGCGACACCUACGCACCCACACAAAGGAGAAAGCGCACACUUGUCACGUAUGCGGCAAAGCGUUUGGGCGUAGCGACCACCUCACCAAGCACCUACGAAUCCACAAGGCCAAAGGACAACUUGCCAACCAACCACAAAGCGACACAGACGCCGAGAGCAUUGGCGAGGAACUGGAAGAUGUAGCCACACCCAAAUCAGAGGUGCUGGAGCUGUAGAUUAACAAGCCAUGCUUCUUGUACAUAGAGCGAAAUCUUAACUGGAUAAAUUGUCGAGCUGAACACAAGAAAAAAAAAAGCGACCGGCUGAUGAUAUUUGCUGAAUGCACUAUUCUACGCAGUCUCUUGAAGAGACACAUUUGUAUUAUCUCUUACCAGGGGACAUACGACCAUUCAUGAGCUUAUACAUGUGGCUCUUUAAGAAAUCACUUACAUGCGCUUUCCAGCUUUUAUUAGCUAUCGUAAUGGCGCUGAGGUCAACUGUGGAGUGUAACUGUUACAUUCCCGUUGACUGCCAACAGCCAAUGCGAAUGUCAAAGGGUGUGUGUGCAGGUUUUGAACGUUCUGACGGGGUCUUCUGUGGUCGUUAGCUGCAAAUGGUGCAGGCACUCGCCCUAGACCCUCGUACCAGGUUUCUACAGGAAACCUUAACAAUGUCUACUAUUUAAGCCUUGUUUGCUUGGGGUGCUCUGUAAAAUCUAGUUUUGUAGUAUUAUGUAAAAAAAUGAGAAAGUAAAUCGUAGAUAGCUUCGAAACACGCGACCCAGCUUAUUUUUCAAAAUCGUUUACAUUGCAUACUAGCGUUUGAAAUAAAAUUUCAGCUGUUAUCAGA